Perognathus longimembris pacificus (Pacific pocket mouse) is the source of this 2322-nucleotide messenger RNA. It is a transcript of the gene Ushbp1, whose product is annotated as USH1 protein network component harmonin binding protein 1. NCBI's taxonomy places the organism in Eukaryota, Metazoa, Chordata, Mammalia, Rodentia, Heteromyidae. The coding region runs from base 224 to 2272 and encodes 682 amino acids. The record is from RefSeq and is a predicted model, not a curated record. The transcript is spliced from 12 exons.
GAAAACCCAAAUGGCAGAAAAGGAGGGGAGAAUGGAGAAGAGAAAGGUGGGCCAGAUCUGACAGGGAGUGAGCAGCCUGCCCCAUGAGCCAGUCAAGUACCAAGCCAACUCAGUCACCUAAGCCCCCUCCCAGGCCCUGAAUCACAGGAGAGGAAGUUGAGGCAGCAGAGGCCUGAGCUGAAGACCAGCUGUGUCUUUACGGGACAAGAUUUUCUCGACAGCAAUGAGUGCCAGGGCCACGCGGCCCCGAAGCCGGCGAGGGAGGUCAGCUCCCCCUGGUGAACUCGAUCCUGUGGCUGAGAGUUCAGAGGAAGCCGAAGCAUCCUGCGGCAACACCAAGCCCAGCUCAGGCCCAGUGCGGGAAGAAACCAGGCUGGAGCUGCUGGAGCUGCUGGAGCCCAGGGCCGGGGCUGGCGACCCUGGGCUGGGGAACAGGACUGAUCAGGCCACAGACGGAGACCCGGGUGGGGUGCCAGCCUUCACCCCUGCGGGUCCCCAGGAGCCUCCAGCAGCAGCUCAGCAACCCCCAGAGGCGGCUCCCCCUGACCGGUCGGAGGCCCCUGAUGUGUUUCAGGCCCUCCAGCAAGCGCUGAGUUCCCUUGAGGCUGCGGCAGCCGCCUGGCGAUGCCAGCCCCCGGGAUGCCCCAUGCCCGUGCGAACAGGCGGGGCCGCCCGGGCUAGCCCACCGGAGGUGGCCCGGCUCUCGGAGAGGAACACUUGGCUGAGGCUGGCCUUGGACACCCGCGAGGCUGAGCUGCUCCGCGCACAGGCCUCCCUGCGGGCCCUGCAGGCCGAGAAGGACAAGCUUCAGCAAGAGGUUCAGGAGCUGCAGUCAUCCCUGAGGAGGCUAGAGUCCUCUCUGCCCGGGUCUCCCGGCUGCGCUGGCGGCCCAGGCAGUGAUUCCAGCAGCUCAGGGGCAGAUGCGGAGCCCUGGGGUGCUCAGGAAUCCUCCUUGGUUUCCCCCCUGCUCUGGCUGCAUGAUUCCAGCUCCCAGAUUCUUGGGCCUGUGUCCACGCACAUGCCAGGCCCUGCGCUGAAGCUUCUGGAAGGCUGCACAGAGCAGCUGUGCAGAAUGGAGAAGCUGAAGAGCUUCAAUCGGCUGCUGCUGGCGGUGCUGCAGGGGUUCAAGGGGCACUGCGAGGAUCUCAGCAUGCAGCUGGGGAGGCGGGCGGCAGAGGCCACAGCGCUGGGCCUGGCCCUGCAGUACAGUGAGCGCUGCGAGGAGGCCUACAGGGCCCUGCUGGCUCUGCGAGAGGCUGACCCUGCGGGGGGCGCCCAGAUCCCCGGAGCUGACCUGCAGCGGGCUGAGGAGGAGGCAUGCAGGCUGCUGGCACAAAUGGAGGCUGCCAGGGAUGGAGAGACCCCACAGCACAGCCCCGAAGGCAGCAGUGUGGAUAAGCCCACACCACAGGAAGUCGCCACUCAGCUCCAAGGCCUUAUCCAGUGGAUCCAGAAGCACCGUGCCCUCUUGAAGAUCCCCCCAGAGCCCAGCCCCUCUGCAGCAGCAAAGCCCACCAUGCCCCAUGGGGAAGCCAUGGUACAAGCCCUUCUGGAAACCCAGCCUGGCCCAGCUCUGCCCCCGCUGGAGAAGACCCAGAUCCAACAGGGCCUGAUGGCCACACGGGAGACCCUGGCUGACCUGAUGCUGCAGCUGCAGUUGGUGCGCAGGGAGAAGCGGUGCCUGGAGCUGCGGGAGGCCGCGCUGCGGGCCCAGGGCCCGGUCCACGUGCUGCUGCUGGAGCAGCUGCAGUGGGAGCGCGCGCAACUCGCACUCACGCCCUGCGGAGCCGACGCCAGCGGUGGAGGCAGCAGUGGGGAUAGCAGCAGCGAGGAGGAAGAGGGGUGGCUGCAGGGCCCUUCUGCUCUCCUGGGAGUCAGCAGUGGCACUGAUGAAGGCCAGGUGAGCAGAAUAGGGGACCCAGAGAAGUUGUCCCAGGAACUGGCAGCAUCACUUACUAGGUCCCUGGGCCUUCGACAGCAGUUGCAGUCCCUCCGGGAUCGCUUGGAGCAGAUGGCCCAGAGGGGCCAAGCCAGCCGGGCUCAGAGUGCAUUGCUGCACAGAGAGCUAUGCCAAACUCACAGUGCCCUGGUCCUGGCCUUCCGAGAGGCCCACCAGAAGCAGGAAGAGCAACGCCGGAAGCUGGAGCAGCAGCUGGCACUGAUGGGGGAGCGUCAGGCGGAGGAGCUGGCCCGGCUGGAAGCCACUGCCAGGGCCCUGGCAAAGCCCAGGCCUCCCUGCCCUCUGCCCCUGCUGGGGGAGACCCUUCUGUAGAUCUCACCCCAGGCCAGGCUGGCUCUGGCCAUAAACAGCCCUCAAGUGAC